AUGUCAUCCAUUUCAAACUUUCAACAAAUUGACAGUAUAAUGUACUGUAUUCAACAGCAAAACUAUUACAAAUUCAUAUAAACAAAUUCAUGUUCAAUCAAUUCAACGCUCAUACUCGUCUCAACAUCACAAAAAUGGCGUAAGAUGUCUGAUCAAGUGAACCAAAACAAUCUAAGAACAGAAACCCAACAAUGGAACCAUUUUAUAAGAAGUUUUUGUUGGGCAGCUUCUCUGCAAGGAAGUAUUGCAUACUUCUUAAUGUCCAUACAUGCUGUAAAUCCUUUUAUAUCUCAGAAAAUUUUCGGAUUUGAUCCCUACUACUUUCUUUGGACCACAAUGGUAUAUGGACUAGGCAUCAUGAUAUUAUCUAGACCUGCAAUGAGACCUAUAUCACCCGUUAAUCGAAUCGUUUUUGGUAUUUUAGGUUCUCUUAUGUUUUGCCACGCAAGUAUGAACUGUUUUGAAUGGCUUAAUUGCAUGUAUCCUGAAAGAACCUACCUAAGAACCUUCUUAGGCUUCUUUAGUGGCAGAAUAAUGAUGGUCCACUUCCUAGCGUAUCUGUACCACGUGGACACAAGAACAAACGUACCAGGAGUACACGUGCAUCGGGACAGGGUCUUUGAACAAAUGUACAUGUAUCCCUAAAAUACAAAGAAGCAUAAAUUUUAUUGAAAAUAAAGACAUCCAUUAAAAAAAUUAAACUUUAUUUAAAAUUACAUUAUUAACAUUUUGUUAUAUCACAA
Molecule: messenger RNA, 743 nt
Organism: Diabrotica virgifera virgifera (western corn rootworm)
Lineage: Eukaryota; Metazoa; Arthropoda; Insecta; Coleoptera; Chrysomelidae
Exons: 3
Coding region: 145-645 (166 amino acids)
Source: RefSeq, a predicted model, not a curated record